Molecule: messenger RNA, 2166 nt
Organism: Drosophila takahashii
Lineage: Eukaryota; Metazoa; Arthropoda; Insecta; Diptera; Drosophilidae
Product: sphingomyelin phosphodiesterase
Biological process (GO): ceramide biosynthetic process; sphingomyelin catabolic process
Cellular component (GO): lysosome
Molecular function (GO): acid sphingomyelin phosphodiesterase activity
Source: RefSeq, a predicted model, not a curated record
AUGAAGUUGAUCUGGAGCACAGCGGUUUUGGGGAUCGCCAUAUGUUUGGUCGGCUGUGCCGCCUUCAGCCUGCCAAAUGUUCCCGACUAUCUGACCAAGGAACAGCGAGCAGCUGCCGUCAUAUCAGCUAGCGUGGCGGAAGAGAUAAGCCGCGAGUACCUGAAGUAUCACCGGACGGGCAUCGAAACGGAGAGGCUUCAGGAGCUGGGGAAGGAUAUGCGGAACGGUCACAGCAAAAAGGCCAUUUUCACGGAAUCCAUGGCUGACUUGAGUUCCACCGAUCAGUUUUUCGUUUGCACUUUAUGCAGAUCUACCAUAAAUGUUUUUGCUCGCACUUUCACCGAGGGAGAAUUGAGUGGUCCCCAAAGAGAUGACGAGGCCAAGAAAUUGUUGCUGGGUAUCUGUGAUUACUUUGCCAUCAGCACCCAGGAGGUUUGCUCUGGUUUAUUCGAACUCAAUUGGCCUAUAUUCGAUUUUAUUCUGAAUGAAACUGUGGCCAAUUCGCAAUCCUUCUGCGGAAUGCUGCCCAUUCCCAUUUGCCAGGUGAAACAGGAUGAAUAUAAUUUGACUUUGACCAUUCAGGGUGAUUCCCCCACCGAAUCGAACUCAAAUUUACCUGCUAAGAGCUCUGGAGAUCAUUUGAUACUCCACCUGACCGACAUCCAUUACGAUCCCCAAUAUGCCGAGGGCAGCAAUGCCGCUUGCGAUGAACCCAUGUGCUGCAGGAAUUCUUUGGCCGAAGGAUCUGAUUCCUCGGCAGCAGCUGGUUUUUGGUCGGAUUACCGUGAUUGUGAUUGCCCCAAGCGGCUGAUUCUCAGUGCCUUUGAUCAUAUCAAGGAGAACCACAAGAUCGAGUGGAUAUAUCACACGGGAGAUGUUCCACCUCACAACGUUUGGUCCACUACGAAACAGGGAAAUCUGGAUAUGCUGUCCGAAAUCGAUGGACUGCUGGCCGAGUACUUCCCCAAUACGCCCAUCUAUCCCUGCCUUGGAAAUCACGAACCCCAUCCAGCAAAUGUUUUCGGCAACGAUGAGGUGCCCACAGAGCUGAAAGUGGAUUGGCUUUACGAGCACGUUUGGAGUCUGUGGUCCAAGUGGCUGCCCGCCGAGGCCAAGGACACCGUCCUUCGUGGAGGAUACUACACAGUCUCACCAAGCGAAGGACACCGAAUUGUGGCACUGAACAGCAUGGAUUGCUAUCUGUACAACUGGUGGCUGUUCUACAAUGCCUCCUUGAUCCAGGAGCAGCUUCAGUGGUUCCAUGAUACUUUACUAGCCGCUGAGCAGGCGGGUGAAUCCGUCCACAUUCUCACCCACAUUCCCGCUGGCGAUGGCGAUUGCUGGAGCAGUUGGGCCCACGAAUACAACAGGGUUCUCACGCGAUUCAAUGGCAUCAUAACUGGAGUCUUCAGUGGUCACACCCACAAGGACGAGAUGAAUCUGCAUUAUUCGGAGGAGGGUUUUGCCACGGUUGUCAAUUGGAAUGGUGGAAGUCUUACUGCCUAUUCGAACAAGAACCCCAACUACCGGCUGUAUGAACUUGACCCAGAAAACUGGCAUGUUUUGGAUCAUCUUACCUAUACCAUAAAUCUAACGGAGGCAAAUUUGAGCCCCAAUGAGCAGCCCCAGUGGAAUUUGGAGUACCAGUUCACCAAGGAAUACACCGAGGAUACCAGUCCCGCAGGAAUCGAUGGAUUGUUAGUGGAAAUGGCUGAGAAGCCCGCUUUGCUGAGGAAAUUCUGGCGCAAUAAGUUCACGAACUCCGAUCCCAAGUUGGCCGAGGGAUGCGAUGAUAGUUGUCUUAGUAAGACCAUUUGUAGAAUUGCCACCAGUAAUUAUCAGGAGCGAACUCGCUGCAAGGAACUGCAGGCCAUCCUGGCAGAGAGUCUGGAAAAUGAAACCGAUGAUGAUAAUGAUGACAAUGGAGGUGGAGGUGCCGCUGGUUUAACUGCCCUCAGUUUGGCUUCUCUCUUAACAAUCUUAACUGCAUCUAAAGUUCUUGGCUAAGACUUAUCAAUUUGCCCCCCAUCUAUUCUUAAACCAUAUUAUCAAAAGCGAUAAUCCUAGACCAUAACAAAGGGGCCAUAAAACAACUAAAGAAAAACCCGAAACCUCUGGAGAUAACUAAAAACCAAUAAACACACACGCUUUUUUCUUUUUUUUGUA